Haliotis rufescens (red abalone) is the source of this 1350-nucleotide messenger RNA. RefSeq names its product failed axon connections homolog. Gene Ontology annotation, cellular component: cytoplasm. Lineage: Eukaryota; Metazoa; Mollusca; Gastropoda; Lepetellida; Haliotidae. The record is from RefSeq and is a predicted model, not a curated record. The coding region runs from base 55 to 681 and encodes 208 amino acids. The transcript is spliced from 5 exons.
UGUCAUUGAGCUCUGACGCGAAGAGAGGGAAGACGUAUCGCGGGCUCAUCAAGAAUGGAGAGUUUUCUUGAGACGUUCAGAAACCUCGACACAUCACAGAAAAUUCUGUAUGUUUUUGGAGGUGCUGCAGUAACCGCCGUGUCGCUCGUGGCCAUAAGGAUACUCACGCUAAAAGAGGAGAAGCGUAAGGAUUACCCCCGGGAUAAAGUGAUCCUUCAUCAGAUCGGUAGAGGUCCCUUUGCCCCCAGCAUGACGCCAUUUGCUGUGAAGCUGGAGACCUACCUCCGGAUGGCCAGGAUACCCUACCAGUCGCAGGGUGCAUCUUUCAACAUCUUUUUGUGGACGAUUCGACGACAUAAUAAAAAACAAACAUGGAAUCAGGGACAUGGUCGCCACACGGAGGAGGAGAUAGUCGAGAUGAUGAACAAGGAUAUCCAGUCUCUCUCCGACUUUGUAGGGAGGAAGAGGUUCCUGAUGGGGGAUGAGCCCAGUGAAGCAGACUGCUCGGUGUUCGGUAUGCUGUCGCAGACAUACUGGCAGUUUUAUGGAUCUGGAUACGAGAAUCUCAUAAAAGAUAGAUAUCCCAACUUGGCCAGCUACUGUGAACGUAUGAAGGACGCAUUCUGGCCUGACUGGGACCAGUGCAUCACACACGGCGGAACAAGGGAGGCAACCAAGUAAAGUGAGAUAACACAGUGACUGAUCGUUCGUUUCCUAAUAAUGAAACCAUGUGAUGUGAUCCAUAAUAUUGAGUUACUAAAGGACGGCUAUAUAUUAACAUUUACUUACACAAGUCCCCACUCAAAGUGAGACAUUUCCCCAUACCCCAACUUUUCUUGUUUUUGUAAGAAUCAAUAAGAGGAAGUUUGGUGGUGGACCCUUUUCACUCUUUACUACUAAUUAUACGGGGGUAUUGUUUGUUUGUUUGUUGUUUUAACGCCACACUCAGCAAUAUUCCAGCUAUACGACGGCGGUCUGUAAAAUAAUCGAGCCUGAGCAUCGAUCCUGGCAAUUGGGAUCGAUGACUUGUAUCAACCAAGUCAGGGAGCCUGACCACUCGAUCCCGUAAGUCGCAUUUUACGACAAGCAUGGUGGCCUUUUACGGAAGGUUUGGGUUGCUGAAGACCUAUCCUAUCCCGGAAUCUUAACAGGUAACGGGGGCAUUGUAAUAAAAUAUACUGUCAUGUUGUCUGAGUGUAGAUAGGAUGUGUGAUUUUAACAAUCACCGUGUAUGACCACAUGGACAAUGGCAGUGAGCAUGUUGAGUAUUGGUGCUUGGGGAUACCAAUGAUAACAGUUUAUUAUUAGAGGAAAAUGGUAGCGAAUGCUAAAUAUCAUGUAUAUUGGAAA